Messenger RNA from Alternaria rosae, 973 nucleotides. RefSeq names its product cysteine dioxygenase. Gene Ontology annotation, molecular function: cysteine dioxygenase activity; ferrous iron binding. The record is from RefSeq and is a predicted model, not a curated record. Lineage: Eukaryota; Fungi; Ascomycota; Dothideomycetes; Pleosporales; Pleosporaceae. Gene Ontology annotation, biological process: L-cysteine catabolic process. The transcript has 4 exons. The coding region runs from base 353 to 973 and encodes 206 amino acids.
AUAAAGUCCAAAAGCCCGAUAGAAGCCGCCUUCGGGCUCUUCACAUCGGUGACUACACCCACCACCUUUGGCUGCAGCAUACAAGGUGCAUCACAUGUCGCCGAACUGCUGACCGCCAUGGAUCCACAUAUCACAAGCUCAGAACGCGCGAAUUGUUACAUAAUGAAGCAAGCCCAGUCCUGCACAAGCAGCAUUGAAAGCAGGCAAACCAACGCUCUUACCCUCGACAAAGGCUGUGUGUAUUUAAAGCCCGCGCUCCGAAGUCUCUUCGUCGGUACUCCGUCUGUAAUACCAUCAUAAUCAGCAACACACUCGCCACAUUUUAUAUUCCGCAGACAUCAAUAUCGUUAUCAUGAUCGGCCGCAACACUGAGGAAGAUAACUUCCACUCACUCGUGCAAGAGAUCAACAAGGUGCUCGGUCCCAGCAACGGCAUAGACUCGGAUGACGUAGACGAGAACGAGCUGCAAGAGUUGAUGAAGGCCUACGUCUCGGAAGAGUCGGAGUGGAAAAAGUAUUUCUUUCCAUCAGAGACAUUACCGUACACACGGAAUGUUGUCGACAAAGGCAACGGUAAGAGCAAUUUGCUCAUAUUGGUAUGGGGACCUGAAAAGAAGAGCCCGAUUCACGACCACGCAAAUGCCCACUGCAUCAUGAAAGUCCUCAAAGGCAGCCUAACAGAAACCCGUUUCGCAACCCCCACCGAAGACGACGCACAAAACCAGCGCCCCAUGACCAAGACCCAAGAGACUACUUUCUCUGAAAACGAAGUCACGUACAUGGCUGACACGCUUGGUGUGCAUCGGAUUUCCAAUCCGCAUCCCACAGAGUACGCAGUCUCGCUACAUUUGUACACACCACCCAACGCAGCGACAUACGGGUGCAACGUCUUUAAGGAAGACACAUCUGGCGUCGUUCAUAACACGACGUGCCAUUUCUACUCCGAGUACGGCGUCAGGACGGGGAGGAAAUAG